AAGAGAAAAGAGAGGAGGGGAGAAAGGAAAUGGCAUCGACAAAGCCAUUGCCAUGGCUAUGUUGAUAUUAAAGUUGUUGUUGCCGUGGCAAAUGGGAUUGAGAAUAUCGGAAUCAAAGCUCAGUCCGGCUCAGUUCGAGGCAUGUGGUCAAAACCAAUAAAGCUGGCAAAUUGGCCAAAUGUGUAUAUACGACCAAGCGGAGGCAAAAGCAACAUGUCCAAAAAUAUAAACAACAAUCAACAUGGAGCAACACAUGGAUAACAAUAAAAUUGCAAACCAAUUGCCAUCGUCGUCGUCGUCGUCGUCCUCCGUGUGGCGCAACUUUGAGGCGCGCGUUUUAAAGUCGACGGUGAACAGCGUCUGCCUCGACUGGACACCACAUGACAAUGCCCGUGUCUACAGCAUUGAGAAGUAUCACAAACGUUACGACUGGCAGCAGGUGGCCUGGACAAGCACAAGUCCACACACCAUCGACAAAUUGGAGGAGAAUUUCGGCUAUCGACUGCGCAUCAAGGCGCUCCAAUUGGUCGAGGGAGAGGAAGAGGGAGGGAAUUGCAGCCACUAUGAGAUACUCGCCAUUUCACCGGAUGUCAUUGCCUGCACAGAAGCUGCGCCGCCCUCGACAAACUGUUUGCAUCGCGCCAUCCGCAAAUCGCAGCAAUUUCUGGUGAAGCGCAUGUUACGUCGUCGACCAAGUCUGGUCGAUUAUCCCGGUCCGAAUGGCUUUCUACCGCUGGCCAAUGCAAUUAUUCAGGGCGAGAUGUGUAUUAUCGAUGUGCUGCUCUCAUCCGGCUGCAGUGUUCACCUCGGGAAUCCACAAAACGGACGCACGCCGUUGCACCUGGCCUUCUACCAUGGUCAUCUGCCCUCGGCCCGGAUACUGUUGAAUAAAAAGGCACAGCUGGAGGCGGUUGACUGCAAUGGCAUGACACCAGCGCACUGUGCCGUUGAUGCCAAUCAGCUGGAAAUGGUGAAAUUUGCACUCGAGUCGGGCGCAAAUUUGGAGGCCAGAGAUGCCUGUGAGUGGACACUACUGAUGCGUGCAGUGGUGAUGGAUGCAAGCCUGGAGCUUAUCAAGUUGCUGGUGACGCACGGCGCCAACUUGUUGGCCGUGGAUGGCCUGGGCAAAAGCUGCAGCGAUUUGGCCAAACUUUAUCGCCGACAGCAGGCUGGGGAUUAUUUCGACAAGGUGCACACGUUUCGACUGGAAAAGGCAGCAAAGGCAGCAGCACUAAAUGCGGCAAAACAGGCAACCACAAAGGGAUUAAGUGCAGCGGUCGACGUAAUAGGAUAGAAAAGAGCUACACCAAACUAAUAAGAAUGUAGUCUGCGUUUUUAUUAAAGUUUUGCCACUUAACAUAGUUUAUACAAUACAAUUUGAGUAGUUUUCGGUCUGAUGCCCGCACAUAUAAACAUUGAUAAAAUCGUCGUUCUGUUUCAGCCCCAAAUAGAAAACGUGUUCGGCCAACUCUUUCCCAAACUCGCAGAAAUUCUGAGCGUAGAGUGUGAAGAACAAACGCUUGUUGCUCAGUUGAUGUGUCUUCAAAACUUGAUCCUCCUGAUCGUAGAUCUCGCGAUGCUUGUCUGCAAUGGUUAUCCACUCGCUGUAAUCCUGCCACGACUGGCGGAAACUCUUCAGAUAGAUCACAGCCAGCAUUCUUGCCUCAUCCAGGACAUUCACAUACUGCGGCAACUU
Drosophila sulfurigaster albostrigata is the source of this 1696-nucleotide messenger RNA. RefSeq names its product ankyrin repeat and protein kinase domain-containing protein 1 (gene flip). The coding region runs from base 242 to 1294 and encodes 350 amino acids. The record is from RefSeq and is a predicted model, not a curated record. NCBI's taxonomy places the organism in Eukaryota, Metazoa, Arthropoda, Insecta, Diptera, Drosophilidae. Gene Ontology annotation, molecular function: protein binding. The transcript has 4 exons.